CACUCCUGCUUUUCCCAUCCAGUGACACCCAAUGGAUCCCAUCGCCAGCCCGGUUUCCUGUACUUAGUCCUCAUUCUCGGCGCAAGUUUUGUCAAAUGUGUCCGACUCGGACCACAGUGCAUUGAAUCCCCCAGCCGCUGUCCAAAUUCGCUGUGCUGUUCCUGCUCUAGCCCCACACGUUCAACGAAAUCAGCCUCUUCGUUAAGGUAGCGUUCAUUUCCUGGUUUGCCGAAGUUGGGAUCGAACUGAGAACUUUGGGCAACGAGUGAGCUGCAUUGCUUGGUUGUUCAUGACGAUGUGGUAGCUUUUUGUAGAUUAUUCACCAGGUGGUUGAAGCGUCGGAGAUUUUUGUGGAGUUAGUGGUAGUAGUGCAAGAUGGCGGACCAGUCGUCGUCUGCAGUGGGAGACAGGAAUGCUAAGGGUGAUCCCGGAUCAUCCAUGCAUGGCGUCACGGGAAAGGAGGCCUUGUAUGCAUUCUCCUUGCAUGAAGGGGACAAGAUGAAUCAUGACCCGGACGCAAAGAAGUUUGCGCUGCCGGUGGAUUCUGAGCACAAAGCCACGACGAUGAGGAUUUACAGCUUUGCUCGUCCCCACAUGUUGACCUUUCACUUGUCAUGGUUUUCUUUCUUCACGUGUUUCUUGUCGACUUUCGCUGCGCCCCCGCUCAUUCCCGUAAUUCGUGAUAACUUGAACCUGACUAAAGAGGACAUCGGACAUGCUGCCAUCGCCUCCGUGUCUGGUUCGAUUCUGUCCCGUUUAUUAAUGGGAAGCAUUUGCGAUUUAAUUGGUCCGCGAUAUGGGUGCGCAUUCCUCGUGAUGAUCAUUUCUCCGGCGGUGUACGCAAUGGCGUCGGUAGAGACUGCAGCAGGAUUUACAGCGGUCAGGUUCUUCAUCGGGUUCUCCCUAGCCACAUUCGUGUCCUGCCAGUACUGGAUGAGUUCCAUGUUCAACGGCAAAAUUGUGGGAACCGCCAACGGAAUUGCAGCCGGCUGGGGUAACCUGGGAGGUGGUGCGACCCAAUUGAUCAUGCCUCUGGUGUAUGCACUGAUCAAAGACAGUUUCAAAUCUCCGAGCUACACCGCGUGGCGACUGUCGUUUUUCUUGCCUGGUGUGAUGCACACUGUCAUCGGUUUGAUGGUGUUGUUUUUGGGUCAAGAUCUUCCCGACGGCAACUUCAAGGAGCUUCAGGAGCAAGGAACCAAAGUCAAGGACAGCUUCAGGAAGGUAUUCUUUAAUGCGGUCACGAACUACAGGACAUGGAUUUUCUUGAUCACCUACGGCUACUGCUUUGGAGUCGAACUCACCGUCGACAACAUCAUUGCUGAGUAUUUCUACGAUCGCUUCGGAUUGAGCUUGUCCAGCGCUGGAAUCAUUGCUUCCAGCUUCGGGUUCAUGAACAUUGUCUCUCGGCCACUGGGAGGAAUAUUGUCUGACGUCGUCGCAAGGAGGUAUGGAAUGCAAGGACGGCUGUGGAACUUGUGGAUCAUCCAGACCUUGGGAGGCGUAUUCUGCAUCGUUCUGGGCAAGACAGCAGCGCUGGGACCCGCUAUCGGGGUCAUGAUUGUGUUCUCCUUCUUCGUCCAGGCCGCGUGCGGUGCGACGUUCGGCGUGAUUCCAUUCGUGUCUCGACGGUCGCUGGGUGUGAUCUCUGGGUUUACCGGAGCAGGAGGCAACGUCGGUGCGGUGCUAACGCAGACGAUUUUCUUCACCCAAGCCACGUACCACACGGAGGUGGGUAUUGAGAACAUGGGAAUCAUGAUCAUCUGCUGCACGGCGCUGGUGCUGUUCGUGUGGUUCCCGCAGUGGGGAAGCAUGUUUUUCAAAUCGUCGAGGAUGACGGAGGAGGACUAUUACGCUUCGGAGUACAGCGAGGGAGAGCAGGAUCAAGGGCUGCAUCAGGCGAGCUUGAAGUUCGCAGAGAAUGCCAAGUCGGAGCGAGGAAGGAGUAAGGGCAGCAAGAGCCCUCCUGAGGAUGGGAAGCCAGAUGGGUUGAAGGGCAUCAAGGAGGGCGCGGAGGUUUAAGUCAAAACCAGCAGCUAAUGCAUUCACCACGCACGUCCCACCCUUGUGAUAUCAACACACAUUUACACACACACAUAUUUCAUAUCAUUGAUCGAAUAAGAAAAUUGGGGGCAGUGAAUUACAUGAAAGCCUUUCGGAAUGUCUGAAUUCGUGGAGGCUAGCGUGACCAAGCAAGCUCGUAGAAUUCUCCAUUGUCUGAAGUUCAUGGAACGGUUCACAGGAUUGUUAGCAGCGCAUCGGAUGUGUUAAGGCCAAAUGCACUGACUCAUAAAGUAGGAAUUGAGUUCUAUGUUGUAUUUCUCACCAUUGAAUGAAUAUAACAUGAGUUUUCCUACAA
Messenger RNA from Physcomitrium patens, 2359 nucleotides. Its product is annotated as high-affinity nitrate transporter 2.1. Gene Ontology annotation, cellular component: membrane. Gene Ontology annotation, biological process: nitrite transport; nitrate transmembrane transport. Lineage: Eukaryota; Viridiplantae; Streptophyta; Bryopsida; Funariales; Funariaceae. The record is from RefSeq and is a predicted model, not a curated record. Gene Ontology annotation, molecular function: nitrite transmembrane transporter activity; nitrate transmembrane transporter activity.